This is a messenger RNA of Nicrophorus vespilloides, 605 nucleotides long. Its product is annotated as zinc finger CCHC domain-containing protein 10-like. The transcript is spliced from 3 exons. Gene Ontology annotation, molecular function: nucleic acid binding; zinc ion binding. Lineage: Eukaryota; Metazoa; Arthropoda; Insecta; Coleoptera; Silphidae. The coding region runs from base 110 to 484 and encodes 124 amino acids. The record is from RefSeq and is a predicted model, not a curated record.
UGCCAUAUUUUUCCCAACCAAAACCAAAACAUAAUAUAGUGCCAUCACAUAGAGUUCAGUUCAGUUCGCAAGGCAGUGUCGCAAGGGAAGUGUAGAAGAUUAUCUCAUCAUGAGCAAGACAAAUAUAACCAACGGAUAUUUUGGUAAAAAGAAGGAGCCAGUGGUCCCACCACAGGGUGUUCGCUGUCAGAAAUGUUUGGAAUAUGGUCAUUGGUCAUAUGAAUGCACAGGCAAAAGGAAAUAUGUGCACAGGAUAACAAGAACCAAAUUGCUGAAGAAGAAAAUGAAACUGUAUGAGAUGAAUAAUGAGAAAACGACAACUCCCAAGGAAAGUAAUAUCAAGGACAAGAAAAAGGGCAAAGAUGACAGUCCAUCUAGUAGCUCAGAUGAUGAUGAGUCCGACAGUAGUAGUGACAGCAGCAGCAGCUCAGAUAGUUCAUCAUCAUCUUCAUCCGCAUCUUCCUCUUCUUCAUCAUCUUCUUGAUAUAAGUUAAGGUUAUUUUGUAAACUAUUAUUUUUCUACUUAUAUAUCAAAGACUGCUGUGAUCUUUUAUCACAUUCUGUAACUGAAUUUGUAAAUACACUAAAUUUAGAAACAUAUUUAG